Molecule: messenger RNA, 1519 nt
Organism: Solanum lycopersicum (tomato)
Lineage: Eukaryota; Viridiplantae; Streptophyta; Magnoliopsida; Solanales; Solanaceae
Product: probable inactive purple acid phosphatase 28
Cellular component (GO): cytoplasm
Molecular function (GO): hydrolase activity, acting on ester bonds
Source: RefSeq, a predicted model, not a curated record
UUGCUUCUCCAUUUGAACAAAGUAUGGAAUCAGUAACACUAUGGAUCCAGUCUUUGUUGUUCUUCAUCUUUAUUAUUGCUACUUUGUAUGUUGUAGACACACUUAUUAUCUCAAAUAGACUAACUACUGAUUACCAAAAUAUCCAGCUGAAGAAGCAGCCCCAUCUGCCUCUGCGUUUCCGUUCAGAUGGAACCUUCAAAAUCCUCCAGGUUGCGGAUAUGCACUAUGGGAAUGGGAUAGUGACUCGGUGUAGAGAUGUGUUGGAGAGUGAGUUCAAUUACUGUUCUGACCUCAACACGACUCAUUUCUUGAGGAAGAUGAUUCACAUUGAAAAACCAGACUUGAUUGUAUUUACUGGAGAUAACAUAUUUGGAUCAAGUGCUACUGAUGCUGCAGAAUCUCUGUUUGAAGUUUUUGCUCCUGCUAUAGAAUCCGGAAUUCCAUGGGCAGCAGUUUUGGGGAACCAUGAUCAAGAAUCUACUAUGACUCGUGAAGAACUUAUGUCUUUCAUCUCCCUGAUGGAUUAUUCCGUUUCACAAACAUUUCCAAUGGAUCCAAUGAAACAGCUACCAAUGACAAAUAUUGAUGGAUUUGGCAACUACAAUCUUGAAGUGCGGGGUGCACCUGGCUCAUACUUAAGUAACAGCAGCGUUCUUAACCUAUAUUUUCUAGAUAGUGGAGAUAGAGCUAUUGUUGACGGUGUCCGGACUUAUAACUGGAUCAGAGAAUCUCAACUAAGUUGGCUUCGUGGUCUUUCUAAAAGAUUUCAGGGACAAUGGAAACUUACUGAUCAAUCACUGGAGAUUCCUCCGCUGAAUCCUGCACUAGCAUUUUUCCACAUCCCAAUUCCAGAAAUCCGUCAAGGUCCUAUUAAAGAUAUUGUUGGCACGUACCGGGAAUAUGUGGCAUGUUCAUUAGUGAACUCUGGAGUCUUGAAGACCUUUAUCUCUAUGAGGGAUGUUAAGGCUUUUUUUAUAGGUCAUGAUCAUAAUAAUGAUUAUUGUGGUAAUCUAGAAGGUAUGUGGUUUUGCUAUGGCGGAGGCUUUGGAUAUCAUGGUUAUGGUGUAGCUGGUUGGCCUAGAAGAGCAAGGGUAAUACAGGCAGAACUUGGGAAGGGAAAGGAAGUCUGGAUGGGUAUGGAGAAGAUCAGGACGUGGAAACGACUCGAUGAUGGUGUACUGACCAAGUUUGAUGAGCAAGUCUUGUGGGACAUUCAUUCAUCAAGAUGAAAAUAUCAGGAUCCACUCAAUAUAUUCGAUAUGGUCGAUGUACACUUUCACAGUUUUAUGAGCUGUUUCAUGAUUUGGUUGAUGCUUCCACGUAAAACUAUUGGAGUUUGAGGGUGAUUUAUUUCACUUGUGUGAAGAGUGUGUUUGUUGUAAACUUGUAAUGUCCAAAACUUGCAAGAGUAGUCUAGAAAUUUGUAAUACCAUAGUAGUUGUUAACAAAUAAUUAGCACCAAUUAUGUAAGUUGUAUUGUCACCACGAAUGCAUUUUACACGUUAAAUACUUUUAAGCC